AUGGCUGAGCAUACGCUGGAAAGCCUCAUAGUCAUCGAUGACACUGACGCUGACUCUCCUGUGAGAUCUCCAAAAGAGAAGCCAUGCGAGGCAGAGACUUCGCAACCAACCAACAUGGACUCUCCCCGCGAGAAGAUGCCAAUUGCUCAUCGGGAACGUCAAACACCCCUCUCCCCUCGACAGAGACUCCACCGAAGACUUUGGAAAAGCUUUCUUAGCAGAAAUCUAGAGGCUAUUCACUGGGAGAAAAAGAAUGUGCGCUACAGUGGCUCGGUGUCACAUCACCAGAAACGCACCGUCGUCAUCAUUCUCAAGGCGAAGGUCGCACUACAAGCACAGCGCAUUGAGGACCUUUCAAAUCGCCUUAGGAAAUGCGAACAAGAGAAGCAAGAACUUGAGGACUUCCUGGACAAGACAGAUGAUGAUGCAGCUGACAUGGAGAGGAAGCUAGCGUUGGCGCUUGAGAAGGCCGCUGAUACGGAGGCAGAGCUGGCUCAGCGAGAGUCGAAUCAUCGAGAUGCCAUGAACAACCUCAAUCAUGAGUGUGAAAAGCUUCUGGAGCGGACCACGAAACUCGAGGUUCAAUUCGCAGCAUGUGAGGACACGAGAUUAAAGAGUCAACCUCUUGCAAACUCCAGCAAGGUUUCUGACGAGUCGACCACGGCCAUAUGGGCGAAGAUGCAGUACAACAUCGACUACCUUGCCAACCACGUUCUCACCGGCUGCCCCCAAGAGAGAGAUUUGAAGGACGGCAGCAUCAGCGAUUCCUGUUUCCUCAGCUCCAAUGGCAUCAACGAUUCCAUCGAACAGCAUCAAGACGAAGACAUGAGAGCCUUUGUUGUGGAACAUUACAUAUGGGAGGCUGUCAUUGGACGCUUCUUCGACACUGGCGUAGACGGAACGUACGGGAAGGCUUGGGCUGGCACGAUCGGAAUGUGUUUCACUACCUGCAUUGAGAAGCUGAUAUCCAUAUUCUACCGCAGACAAAUGGAGCCAACGAGGGUUUUCAACUGCAAAGCCGAGAUCGGAGAUAUGAUUGGCCAGCUGAUCGGCAUCGACGAAGCGGAGUUGCUUAGAGUCGAACAUAUGGAGAUCAUGGCCUUCGCCAAAUUCAUCCCCACGGAUUGCUCUGGUUACCAAGCCAAAGUUGAAAAGCUUUAUAAGAACAUCCACAAGAUAUUCGAUAAUGCACUGGAGCUCCGCGCGAUAUUCAUGGCGUCCGAAGCUUAUUUCUACACGGAUUGGUGCCGCAAGCGAAUAGCAGUUGGAGCCCGCAUUCGUUUCGAGGACAAGUCCAUGAAAGCCGAAGCUUGGGAGAAGGAGCCUCGCGGCAAUGGGAGCACCGUUCUUCUCAACAUCUCACCGGCUCUAAUGAAGGUUGGCACUGCCGAUGGCGACAGCUAUGGCUCUGACCUUAUGCUGGUGAAGGCGCGGGUUGUCUGCGACUAG
Molecule: messenger RNA, 1449 nt
Organism: Colletotrichum godetiae
Lineage: Eukaryota; Fungi; Ascomycota; Sordariomycetes; Glomerellales; Glomerellaceae
Exons: 3
Coding region: 1-1449 (482 amino acids)
Source: RefSeq, a predicted model, not a curated record